AUGGCUGCAAGUAUUGCACCGCCUUCUCUUCAACGAACGAACAGUAAUGGGCAGUUAAACGUUUACAUAUUAUUUCAAAAUAAAAUAAAUGAUGAUUUAUUAAUUGUCUCUCAAGAUAAAUUGCCACCAGCACUACGCACUGGAAAAUUGGUUCUCAACCAAAGAGUUACAUUUCGUGAUGAACAACGACGUAAUGUUGAAGGUGGGAUAAUUUACAUGCAUCAUAGUCGAGACAAUUGUAUAGCCAAGAAAAAAGAGUUGCUUGAAAAGAGAAGCCAACAGCAAAAAGAAAUUGGAAAUAAGUCAUUACAUGUAACCAAUUUGUUUGAUUCAUAUGCUACUGCAUCAACAAUUACUAUUGGAGAUAGAUCGUCAAAAGAUGUUAUAAAAAAGCCGUCAAAGAUACAGAAAAAAUCAAAAACUAUUCAAUAUGAUAAGAAUUCAACAUUGUUAUCGUCGAGAUCAUUAUUACAUGAUUUGUGUGAAGAUAAAGAAGAUGAAGAAGAUAAUAAUGAUAUCACAAGUGAUAGUAUUGAAUAUUCCUUCUCAUCAGCAGUACGAAAACCAAAUUCAGAGGAUGCAUUAAAUAAAACUUUACUCAAUACUAUUGAACAAAAUAACGACAAUAGUAUUUAUUUGGAACGAAUUCAAGAUCUAUGUCUUAAAGUCAAACAACAAGCGAAAAUAAUUAAACAGCAAACUGUAGAAAUCAAACGAUUACGUUCAACUACCAUUGAAAUUCCAAAAGAACCACUUAUACAAGGAUAUAUAUUGUAUCUAGGUGACAAAGUACGACAACAAACAUCGUUACACAAAUAUGAAGGCAAUUUGGAAAACGAUGCAAUUCAAUUAGGAUUAACUAUUGAUCAAUUGAAUGAAAUACUAAAAUCAAAAGGUGGCAUUACGACUAUUGCUCGUGAUUUAUUCAAAAAGAUUGUGCCAGAAUUUCGUCGACAAGUUGAUAAUUGGAAUCAAUUAGAAGAGGAUGUGUUGCUUAAAGAAAAAGUUUUAAUUGAAUUCUUAGAAAGGUACUAUGGUGCACUUCAAGCCAAUCCAAAACAAAUUCAUACAAGUCUUGUUGGCUGCCUUCGUAAUCAGCGACACCUGAAGAAAAAGGAAGGUGAACAAUUAUGUACACCAGAUAAUGAUGAAAACGAACCUAACAGUAUUGAACAUUUAUCAACUCACGAUUAUGAUCGUUUUCGAAGUGAUGAUGCACUUUAA
Rotaria sp. Silwood1 is the source of this 1224-nucleotide messenger RNA. NCBI's taxonomy places the organism in Eukaryota, Metazoa, Rotifera, Eurotatoria, Philodinida, Philodinidae. The record is from the annotation of a GenBank genome assembly.